Molecule: messenger RNA, 1527 nt
Organism: Penaeus vannamei (Pacific white shrimp)
Lineage: Eukaryota; Metazoa; Arthropoda; Malacostraca; Decapoda; Penaeidae
Gene: Rchy1
Product: Ring finger and CHY zinc finger domain containing 1
Molecular function (GO): zinc ion binding
Source: RefSeq, a predicted model, not a curated record
CGAACACAAUGGCUGAUAGUGAGACAGACAGCAGUUCUAAAACGGAAGAAAAUAUGCCUAUAAGUGACUACUCGUGUACUCAUUAUAAAAGAAAAUGCAAAUUGGUCAGUCCUUGCUGCCAGAACAACUAUAUAUGUCGGUUUUGCCAUGAUGACAGUGAGAACCACACAUUGGACCGGGCCAAUAUCUCCGAAGUAGAAUGUCUUGCAUGCCAUAAGAAGCAGCCACUCAGCCAGACAUGCUGUAACACUGAUUGCGGCAUAAAAUUUGGAAAUUAUUACUGUGGUUUAUGCAAGUUGUUUGAUGAUGAAGAUAGACAGCAGUACCACUGUGAUGGGUGUGGUCUUUGUCGAGUUGGAGGCCGGGAUAAAUUUUUCCAUUGUGACACGUGUGAGAUGUGUCUCCCUAUCAGUAUUGUUGAGACUCAUAAGUGCAUCGUUAAAGUCAGCAAGGCCAACUGCCCUGUCUGUUUAGAGGAUAUUCAUACAUCACGCAUCGUUUCUCACGUGCCAUCGUGUGGUCACCUGAUCCAUCGACCUUGUUUCCAUAGUCUCAUAAAAGCAGGGUUCUAUGCCUGCCCAACCUGUGGUACUUCCAUGAUGAAAAUGAAUGACUUGUGGAAGUCACUGGAUGAAGAAAUAGCAGAUACACCCAUGCCAAAUGAAUAUAGGGACCUCUACUGUUAUGUUCUUUGUCGGGAUUGUCACAAGGAAUCAUUGACGUUGUUUCAUGUGUUGGGCCAUAAAUGCCUAGAAUGUGGCUCUUACAAUACUGUUAGGGGCAAAGGAGGACUCUUCAAAAGACAAUUGCCACAACAGGCAACUGGGACGGAUCAGGCAGAGACUGUGGAAGAAGCAGCUGGAACGGACGCAGCAGAGGAUGAUGAAAUAUAAAGAAGUUAGACCUGCGAAGCUUAUCUCUUGGUCAGAUAUUACGUUGCCAGACAAAGCCAGACAAAAGGGAUGGGUUGCAAGAACCAGUUUGUGCAUACGUAUGGCAACUUUGACAGUUCUACAAUACACGGACUGUAUUCUUAAACAGACAUUUCAGAAUCUAGAGCUGUCACUGUAGUAAGAGGAACAACUUAUGUGGAUUUUUUAUACAUUUUUUUUUUUUUUUAUAUAUGUGUAUAUAUAAAAUCAUUAUUGUUGCUUUUAUGAAAUUAGCUAUUCAGUGUCCAGUCUUAGGAAGGAAGAAACUGGUAGCGUACCCUAAAUGCUGAAGUACUCUAAUUCGCCAAGUCUCUCUAGAAAAGAAAUUAUAUAAUGGUGUCCAAGGUAACAAAUUUCAACACAAACACCGAGCAAUAUUGUAUUCAAGUUUUAAGAUACGAAGCAGGUACACAUGAGUAUUAAAUGCCAGCGGACUAUAAAAGUCUUCGUAAGUCAGAGUACUGCGGAGUCUUUGAGAGUUGCCUGUUUAUUCUUUCCGGAGACUGAAUGAUGUACUAUAGUGAAGAUUAACUUUGUGAGCCUUUUGUAUUACUUUUCCCAUGAUAUACAAAUAUACAGUUUGUAAAAGAAGAUA